Molecule: messenger RNA, 2661 nt
Organism: Xenia sp. Carnegie-2017
Lineage: Eukaryota; Metazoa; Cnidaria; Anthozoa; Malacalcyonacea; Xeniidae
Product: threonine--tRNA ligase 1, cytoplasmic-like
Exons: 25
Coding region: 65-2242 (725 amino acids)
Biological process (GO): threonyl-tRNA aminoacylation
Cellular component (GO): cytoplasm
Molecular function (GO): threonine-tRNA ligase activity; ATP binding
Source: RefSeq, a predicted model, not a curated record
AAACUGCUUUUAAUUAUACAAUUUUCAGCAAAUCGCUGUAACUUCUCUUCUUUUUUUCAUACUAAUGGUUUUUCUGCGUGGAGGAUGUCAUGUUUCGCCAAAGUUUCUUCGGCUCGUCAAACAUUGUGUCAAUGUCUCAUGGUGUAAAGUCAAAUACUUUAGUACUCGUGAUGCAACUGAUGAAAUGUUCCCAAACUUUUAUAAACUUGAGCUUGAACCUCCUCCCGAUUUUCUGGAAGAACGAAUCAAGAUGUUUGACAAACUGAAGGCAAAUUAUGACUCGGAAAUAAAUGCAAAGGCUUCUCUGAACGAAACAAUAAAAAUAACCUUGCCAAAUGGGAAUGAAAUCGAAGGCAUUGCAUGGAAGACAACACCAUUUGAUGUUGCUCUAUCAAUAAGUCAAGGUUUGGCAGACAAUGCUGUCAUUGCUAAGGUGAAUGGCGAGGUUUUUGAUCUAGAUAGACCAUUAGAGAAUGAUUCCAACCUGGAACUUUUAAAAUUUGAUGACAAAGAAGCUCAACAGGUAUUUUGGCAUUCAAGUGCUCAUAUAAUGGGUGAAGCGAUGGAACGGCAUUAUGGUGGUCUGCUGUGUUAUGGUCCUCCCAUUGAAGAAGGAUUUUAUUAUGAUAUGUUCUUAGAUGAAAAACAAGUUUCCAGCAAUGACUUCAUAAGUUUGGAGGCAUUAAUCAAAGAAAUUGUCAAAGAGAAGCAGAAAUUUGAGAGAUUGGAGAUCAAAAUUGAAGAUUUGCGAGAAAUGUUCAAGUAUAACCCAUUCAAGAUGCGAAUCAUAAAUAAGAAAAUCAAAACUCCUACAACAACCGUUUAUAGAUGUGGACCAUUGAUUGAUUUAUGUCGUGGACCGCAUGUUCGUCAUACUGGCAAAUGUAAAUCUAUUGCUUUAACCAAGAAUUCUGCCACAUAUUGGGAAGGUAAUUGUGAAGCGGAAUCUUUACAGAGAAUUUAUGGCAUUUCAUUUCCACAGGAUAAACAGCUGAAAGAAUGGAAGAAAUUCCAAGAAGAAGCAGCAAAACGCGAUCAUCGUAAGAUUGGCCAGGAACAAGAACUAUUUUUCUUUCAUGAACUAAGUCCUGGGAGCUGUUUUUUCCUUCCAAAUGGAGCCCACAUUUACAAUACUCUUGUGAAUUUUAUCAAGGAGGAAUAUUGGAAGCGUGGGUUUCAAGAAGUUGUUACACCAAAUAUCUACAGCACCAAACUGUGGAUGACGUCAGGUCAUUGGCAACAUUAUUCUGAGAAUUUAUUCAAGUUUGAAAUAGAAAAGGAAGUUUAUGCUCUUAAGCCAAUGAACUGUCCUGGACAUUGUUUGAUGUUCGAUCAUCGCCCUCGCUCCUGGCGUGAGUUACCAUUGCGUAUGGCUGAUUUUGGCGUGUUACAUCGAAACGAGUUAUCUGGUGCAUUGAGUGGACUUACAAGAGUUAGAAGAUUUCAACAAGACGAUGCUCACAUUUUUUGUACAAUGGAUCAGAUCUCAUCAGAAAUAGACAGUUGUCUUGACUUCUUACGUUCUGUUUACGAUAUCUUUGGUUUUACCUUCAAUGUUGAGCUAUCAACUCGACCUGAGAAAUUCAUGGGUGAACUGGCUACAUGGAACGAAGCUGAACAGAAACUGACGGAAGCUCUGAAUAAAUUUGGUCAAAAAUGGCAGAUAAAUCCUGGGGAUGGAGCUUUCUACGGUCCUAAGAUUGAUAUUAAAAUUUUUGAUGCUUUGAGACGGUCUCAUCAAUGUGCAACGAUUCAACUGGAUUUCCAGCUUCCUGAGAGAUUCAACCUCACGUACGCUAGUGGUGAAGGAGAUGAAAAAUUACGUCCUGUUAUUAUACAUCGAGCUAUUCUAGGUUCAGUUGAAAGAAUGAUUGCUAUUCUUACUGAAAGCUUUGGUGGAAAAUGGCCUUUAUGGCUGUCUCCCCGUCAAGUUGUAGUAAUUCCUGUCAGUAAUAAAUACGAUGAUUAUGCCGAACAGGUUCAAAAGAAGCUCCAUACAGCUGGUUAUCGUGUUGAUACAGACUUGGAUCACGGAUCAACACUAAAUAAGAAAGUUCGGAAUGCACAACUUUCACAGUACAACUUCAUUCUUGUUGUUGGUGAAAAAGAGAUGGUCUCAGAAACGGUCAACGUCAGAACACGUGACAACAAGGUACUCGGUGAAAAGUCGGUCAUGGCCGUAAUCGAACGCUUGCGAGACUUAGUCAGCUCACGAAGUCUGACAAGCGAAGAAGAUUUUUGAAGUAAAACAACAUUUUUAUUUUUAUAGUAAAGAUAAAAUGAAUUUACUCACAAAAAUAAAUUUGAAUGUAAAUCCCAUGAUACGUCGCAUUAAUAGAAAAAUAGCAAGCCAAAAAGCUGAAUUCGGAAGCCGACAAAGAUGGUUGUGCUUCGACUUCAACAAAGAUGGUAUGCGUUUGACAAAGAAGCCAAGAGAGCUCAUCGAAAUCAACCAAUGAAAUCGAUCGGACCACCAAAUGAUCUUAAUAAACGUCAAUCACUUUACAUAACGGUAGAUGCCCUCAAGACUCGAAAGUGAAAGGAAGAAUGAGUAAAAGUCUACAUAUUCGAUUUGAUAAUAUCAAUGUUGACGGAUUUGAGAUUAUUGACGCUUGUCUACCAUUAUUUGAAUCUAUAACGCAAGAUGUGAAGAAAGUUGAC